CCACUUUUGACAGCUGUCAUGGCUGAAAAAAGAAAUGUUUUGGGGCUACCUCUGCUGUUUUUGUUGAUAUCCGUGGCGCUGUUACACUUAUUUAUUUGCCCGUUCACUAAAGUCGAGGAGAGCUUUAACCUGCAAGCGGCACACGACAUUCUCUACCACAGACUUGACUUUGACAAGUACGACCAUCAUGAGUUCCCCGGUGUGGUGCCCCGGACCUUCCUCGGCCCCCUGCUGCUCUCCACCCUGUGCUCCCCUGCUGUGUUGCUCUCAUCUCUGCUGGAUGCACCCAAACUCUGCACACAGCUGAUAGUGCGAGGCUGCCUGGGGGUGUGUGUGAUCGGGGCGCUGUGGCACAUGCAGAGGGAGGUGAGGAGGCAGUUUGGCUCCACAGUCGCGGGACUCUUCUGUGUGACUUGCGGCUCCCAGUUUCAUCUCAUGUUCUACAGCACCAGGACUCUCCCCAAUGUUUUUGCACUGCCGAUAGUUCUCUUGGCGUUCACAUCUUGGAUGGGACAAAAACACGGCUCCUUCAUCGGCCUCUCGGCUCUGGUCAUCAUUGUGUUCCGGUCAGAGCUCUGCAUCUUCCUGGGUCUCAUGUUGCUGAUGUCGCUGCUGAGCAGGAAGCUGCGGCUACUCGAGCUGUUUUACUACGCUGUGCCGGCCGGGGUCUUGUCACUGGCUCUGACUGUGGCUGUUGACUCCUUCUUUUGGGGGAAGCUGCUGUGGCCUGAAGGUCAGGUUUUGUGGUACAACACCAUCCUCAACAAAAGCUCCAACUGGGGAACCUCCCCCUUUCUGUGGUACUUCUACUCGGCGGUGCCUCGGGCCCUGGGCUGCACGCUGCUCUUCGUCCCCCUCGGCCUCCUGGACAGGCGGAUGCGGCUGCUGCUGCUCCCCACUGUAGGCUUCAUCCUCAUCUACUCGCUGCUGCCCCACAAGGAGCUGCGCUUCAUCAUCUACACUUUCCCUGUGCUGAAUCUGGUGGCCGCCCGUGGCUGCUCUUUCAUUUUGAGCAACUACCAGAAGUCCUGGAUGUAUAAACUGGGCACUUUGGUUGUGGUUGGCCAGCUGCUGAUCAACUCUGCGUACUCCAGUGUUUCUCUCUAUGUUUCCCACCACAACUACCCGGGAGGCAGAGCCAUGCAGGAGCUACACAGGCUUGUUCCAGCCACAGCAGAUGUCUUUGUUCAUAUUGACACCUAUGCUGCUGAAACUGGGGUGUCUCGCUUUUUGGAGCAAAACAGGAACUGGAAAUAUGACAAACGAGAGGACCUGAGCCCUGAAAGCCCAGAGAUGAAAACAUACUCCCACCUUCUGAUGGAGGCCAACGUCACCAAGAUACAUCUUCUCCGAGACACUCAUCAGCCUCUGACCUUCAUAGAAGGUUACAACAACAUAGCCGUGGACUUAUCUCACUUUCCUCCUGUCAGUGUGCGACUAGAGAGGAAAGCUGUGCUGUUGGAGAGAAAGACUGAACCCGAGCAACAGACAGAGUAAAUUUACUUGGAGUGGGUGUGACUGUGACUCAAUGAGUCACUUUUUUUUUUUUUUAUUGAAAAAUAAGACCAAAGCUAGUGUUGCUAUGUAAUACAGUGUUCUCAGAGGUGGGAACAGGGUUGAUGGACAUCUAUUCCUGGAGAUAUGACCAACACAGGACAUUCCAGUUUUCAUGUUACAUUACAGAUUAUUUAUUUAAUCAAGUAGCUGCAGUGGGAGAAAUCUCUUCCCCGGGAUAAAUGUAAAUACCCAGCAUUCAAACAUAAUUUUGUCAUGCAUCUUUACUGGUCAUGUGUAAUGACUUCAAACUGAUCAUUAUUCUCAUGCUGAGCAAUGCAAAUGAUCAAAAUACAAAUUAGCCACUACAGUGUAUUUCAAAUUUCUCCAAGCAUGUUUACCUUUUGAAAACAUAACUUGAUAUUCCUUACCUCAGAAUGAUGUAUUUUUGUAUGUUUUUUUAAUAGAUGGAUAAUAAAACUUACUGAGAACUGGGCAAA
Myripristis murdjan (pinecone soldierfish) is the source of this 1994-nucleotide messenger RNA. RefSeq names its product ALG12 alpha-1,6-mannosyltransferase (gene alg12). Gene Ontology annotation, biological process: protein N-linked glycosylation. Gene Ontology annotation, molecular function: alpha-1,6-mannosyltransferase activity. Bases 19 to 1497 code for a protein of 492 amino acids. Gene Ontology annotation, cellular component: endoplasmic reticulum membrane. NCBI's taxonomy places the organism in Eukaryota, Metazoa, Chordata, Actinopteri, Holocentriformes, Holocentridae. The record is from RefSeq and is a predicted model, not a curated record. The transcript has 9 exons.